AUGGAUGAUCUGAAGCCAACCCCAGCAAGCUUAUCUCCUCUAACACCAUUAGGCUUCUUGGAAAGAACAGCUACUGUUUAUGGUGACUGCCCAUCCAUCAUCUACAACAACAUCACUUACACCUGGUCUCAAACCCACCGUCGAUGUCUCCAAGUCGCUUCAUCUCUAUCAUCUUACGGCAUCCAGCGUGGGCAUGUGGUCUCCGUUGUGGCCCCCAACAUCCCGGCCAUGUACGAGCUUCAGUUUGCCGUGCCCAUGUCUGGUGCCAUCCUCAACAACAUCAAUACACGCCUAGAUGCACGUACCAUUUCCAUACUCCUGCUUCACAGCGGAUCUAAGCUCGUAUUCGUUGAUUGCCUCUCACGUGAUAUCAUCCUUGAAGCCAUGUCCUUGUUUCCUCCGAAUACCAAGCGCCCUACGCUCGUCCUCAUCGCCGAUGAUGCUGAGGCACCAGCACCACCAUCAUCGGCAACCGUUGAUUUUUGCUGCACAUACGAAAGCAUGGUUGAGAAAGGGGAUCCCGGUUUCAAGUGGGCCCCACCACGAAGUGAGUGGGACCCGAUGGUGCUAAACUACACGUCAGGUACCACGUCGUCUCCUAAAGGUGUGGUCCAUUGCCAUAGAGGUGUCUUCACCAUAACCGUUGGAUCCUUGAUUGAUUGGGGUGUUCCAAAACAGCCCGUGUAUCUGUGGACCCUACCGAUAUUCCACGCCAACGGAUGGAGCUACCCUUGGGGAAUUGCAGCCCUUGGUGGGACCAACAUCUGUCUUCGUAAAUUUGAUGGUCCCACGAUCUACCGCUCGAUCCAAAGACACGGUGUCACUCACAUGUGUUGCGCCCCUGUGGUGCUAACCAUGCUAACAAACUCUCCAAAUAAUGUACCCCUUAAAAACCCAGUUCAGAUUAUGACCGCCGGAGCUCCGCCACCAUCCGCCGUGCUAUUCAGGACUGAGUCGCUGGGUUUUGUAGUGAGUCAUGGGUACGGGUUAACUGAAACAGCAGGGCUCGUGGUGUCUUGUGCAUGGAAACCAAAGUGGAAUACAUUUCCAGCAAGUGAAAGAGCUAGACUAAAGGCAAGACAAGGAGUCAAGAUUGUUGGGUUCACUGAGAUUGAUGUUUUGGAACCCAGUUCAGGAAAGAGUGUGAAACGAGAUGGGGCAGCACUUGGUGAAGUUGCUUUAAAAGGUGGGUGUGUUAUGUUGGGCUAUUUAAAAGACCCAAUCGGCACAUCAAAGUGCAUGAAAGAUGGUUGGUUUUACACAGGAGAUGUGGGUGUUAUGCACCAAGAUGGGUAUCUAGAAAUCAAAGAUAGGUCCAAAGAUGUGAUCAUCAGUGGCGGAGAGAACAUCAGUAGUGUGGAGAUUGAAUCGGUGUUGUAUACACAUCCUGCUGUUAAUGAGGCAGCUGUUGUGGCUCGACCUGACGACUACUGGGGGGAGACGCCAUGUGCAUUCGUGGGUUUGAAAGAUGGGCUGGGGCUGUCUCAAAAGCCGAGUGAGAAGGAUAUAAUUGAUUUUUGUAGGGAAAAAAUGCCUCAUUAUAUGGUGCCUAAAACUGUGGUUUUUAAAGAUGAACUUCCUAAGACAUCAACUGGGAAGAUUCAAAAGUUUGUACUAAGAGAAAUUGCUAAAGGCAUGGGGUCUUCCGUACGGAGUCGAAUGUAG
Molecule: messenger RNA, 1665 nt
Organism: Dovyalis caffra
Lineage: Eukaryota; Viridiplantae; Streptophyta; Magnoliopsida; Malpighiales; Salicaceae
Source: the annotation of a GenBank genome assembly